CUCUGGUUGGUUGCUAUGGACGACAGAGACGCCAACUAUAAGGCCUUGUUGGCUGUCCAGGCAGGCUGGGAGUUGUCGCAGCAUACUAAGAGAAUAUUCAGCUCGUUUGUAUAUACAGAGAAGAUUUCAAAUGGUGAAACAGAAGUCCAACAAUUGGCCAAGAAGAUCCGAGAGAAGUUUAACCGUUACUUGGAUGUGGUGACGCGGAAUAAACAGGUGGUGGAGGCAUCAUACACGGCCCAUCUCACCUCCCCUCUCACCGCCAUCCAGGACUGUUGCACCAUCCCGCCAUCUAUGAUGGACUUUGAUGGGAACUUCAAUACCAACGUCUCGAAAACAAUAAGUUGUGACCGAUUGUCCACGACGGUGAACAGUAGAGCGUUCAACCCCGGCCGAGACCUCAAUUCAGUUCUCGCAGACAACCUGAAAUCUAACCCUGGUAUUAAAUGGCAGUAUUUUAGCUCCGAAGAAGGAAUUUUUACUGUUUUUCCGGCACACAAGUUCCGAUGCAAAGGAAACUACGAGCACCGCAGCAGACCCAUCUACGUGUCCACGGUGAGGCCGCAGUCGAAGCACAUUGUCGUCAUCAUGGACCACGGGGCGUCCAUCACAGAGACUCAGCUGCAGAUCGCCAAGGACGCCGCGCAGGUCAUCCUGAACUCCAUCGACGAGCACGAUAAGAUUUCUGUCUUGACCGCGGCCGACGCUGUAAGAACCUGCUCCCUGGACCAGUGUUACAAGACGUUCCUGUCCCCGGCCACCAGUGAGACCAAGAGGGAGAUGGCCAGCUUCGUGGGCAGCAUUAAGUCCUCGGACAGCCCCACGCAGCACGCGCUCGGCUUCCAGAAGGCGUUCCAGCUGAUACGGAAUACGAACAACGGCACCAGGAUUCAACCAAACACUGACUUGGUAAUCAUCUAUUUAUCGGCUGGAAUCACCUCGAGGGAUUCAUCAGAGGAGGAUAAGAAAUCCACGCUGAGAGUCAUCAAUGAAGAGAACAUCCAGCUGAACAAUUCCGUCAUGAUCCUCACGUACGCCAUUAUGAACGAGGGAGUGACUGGAUUGAAGGAGUUGGCGUUCCUCCGUGACCUAGCAGAGCAGAAUUCAGCAAAAUAUGGCUUUUCUGAUAAGAGCGGACAUCCCAUCACCAAGGGGAGCAUGAUGGUCCUGAAUCAGCUCAGCAACCUAGAGACAACGGUGGGGAGGUUUUAUACCAAUCUGCCCAACCGCAUGAUCGAUGAGGCAGUGUUCAGCCUCCCGUACUCUGACGAGAUGGGCGACGGUCUGAUUAUGACCGUCAGCAAGCCGUGUUAUUUUGGGAACCUUCUCCUGGGAAUCGUGGGCGUAGACGUGAACCUCGCUUACAUCCUCGAGGACGUUACCUACUACCAGGACUCGCUGGCCUCGUACACUUUUCUCAUAGAUAACAAAGGUUACACAUUAAUGCAUCCAUCGCUGACCCGGCCGUACCUGCUGGUGGAGCCCCCCUUGCACACCGAUAUUAUACAUUAUGAGAACAUACCCAAGUUUUCAUUGGUUCGGCAGAACAUUCUCAGCCUCCCCCUGGGCAGUCAGAUUAUUACGGUGCCUGUGAAUUCCUCCCUGUCUUGGCACGUCAACAAGCUGCGAGACCCUGGGAAGGAGGCGUACAAUGUCAGCUAUGCCUGGAAAAUGGUUCAGGACACGUCCUUUAUCCUGUGUAUUGUGGUGAUUCAGCCAGAAAUCCCCGUCAGACAGCUGAAGAACCUGAACACGGUGCCCAGCAGUAAGCUCCUGUACCACCGCCUGGACCUCCUCGGCCAGCCCUCCGCCUGUCUCCACUUCAAGCAGCUGGCUACAUUAGAAAGUCCUACUGUCAUGUUGGCCGCUGGAAGUUUCUCUUCUCCAUACGAGCAUCUGAGUCAACCAGAGACGAAGCGCAUGGUGGAGCACUAUACGGCGUAUCUCAGCGAUAACACUCGACUCAUCGCAAACCCGGGUCUGAAGUUUUCUGUCAGAAAUGAAGUCAUGGCUACCAGUCACGUCACCGAUGAAUGGAUGAGACAGAUGGACAUGAGCAGUCUGAACAGUUACAUUGUCCGCCGUUACAUAGCAACGCCCAAUGGGGUGCUGCGCAUAUACCCCGGGUCCCUCAUGGACAAAGCAUUUGAUCCCACUAGGAGACAAUGGUAUCUUCAUGCAUUGGCCAAUCCAGGACUAAUCACGUUCACAGGACCGUACCUGGACGUGGGAGGUGCCGGUUACGUGGUCACCAUUAGUCACACUGUCCAGUCCACUAAUUCCCAGGCCUCCUCUGGCCACACCGUCGCCGUCAUGGGCAUUGACUUUACGCUGCGAUACUUCUACAAAGUCCUGAUGGAGCUGCUUCCGGUUUGUAACCAAGAUGGCGGGAACAAAAUAAGGUGCUUCAUCAUGGAGGACAGAGGUUACCUGGUGGCGCAUCCUACGCUCAUUGACCCGAAAGGCCACGCCCCGGUGGAGCAGCAGCACAUCACCCAUAAGGAACCUCUGGUCGCCAACGACAUCCUCAACCACCCGAAUUUCGUUAAAAAGAAUCUGUGCAACAGCUUCAGCGACAGAACCGUCCAGCGAUUCUACAAGUUUAACACCAGCCUAGUGGGGGAUCUGACCAAUCUCGUCCAUGGCAGCCACUGCUCCAAGUACCGUCUGACCAGGAUCCCCGGAACCAACGCCUUUGUGGGGAUAGUGAAUGAGACCUGCGACUCCCUGGCGUUCUGCGCCUGCAGCAUGGUGGACCGGCUGUGCCUGAACUGUCACAGGAUGGAACAGAAUGAGUGUGAAUGUCCCUGUGAGUGCCCCCUGGAGGUGAACGAGUGUACCGGCAAUUUAACAAAUGCAGAAAGCAGGAACCCGAGUUGUGAGGUCCAUCAGGAGCCCAUGACUUUCACAGUACUGGACCCAAACCUCCAAGAUGCCCUGGCACAGUGCGUCAACACCGGAUGUAACCAGAGGAUGGAGAGCGGUUAUUGCUUCGGGGUCCUGGACUGUGAGUGGUGUGUGGUGGACAGCGAUGGAAAGACCCACCUAGAUCGCCCAUAUUGUGCCCUGCAGAAGGAAUGCUUCGGGGGCAUUGUGGGAGCCAAGAGCCCUUAUGCCGACGAUCUGGGGUCUAUUGGUGACGAGGUGAUAACGCUGAAUAUGAUAAAAAGCGCCCCCGUCGGUCCGGUAGCCGGAGGUAUAAUGGGUUGCAUAAUGGUGCUGGUCCUUGCCGUCUACGCUUACAGACAUCAGAUUCAUCGCAGAAGCCACCAGCACAUGUCUCCGCUGGCAGCGCAGGAGAUGUCCGUGCGCAUGUCCAACCUGGAAAACGACCGCGACGAGCGAGACGACGACAGCCACGAGGACCGCGGGAUCAUCAGUAACACCCGCUUCAUCGCGGCAGUGAUCGAAAGACACGCGCACAGCCCGGAACGGCGGCGGCGGUACUGGGGACGGUCGGGAACAGAAAGUGAUCAUGGCUACAGCACCAUGAGUCCGCAGGAGGACAGCGAGAACCCUCCGUGUAACAACGACCCGUUAUCAGCGGGGGUGGACGUGGGCAACCACGACGAGGAGCUAGAACCCGACACCCCGCCCCAGACUGCUGCUCUACUGAGCCACAAGUUCCACCACCACUAUAGACUCCACCACCCCACGUUACACCACAGCCAUCACCUACAGGCGGCGGUCACCGUGCAUUCUGUGGACGCCGAGUGCUGAUCAACCACGGACAGUAAGACCCUCGGUGCUGCCGCCGCGCUGUGUGCGGGACCCCCUGACAUAACAUGGCGCCAAACAAUGCAAACUACUUUCCACGGACCCCUCAAUCCCUCCUGUUAUACUGCUUGCCUUUGGAUGACGGGACAUCGACUGCAACUCACACAAUGGGUCUGUAACGUUUUCGGAAUUGACCCCUGAGAAAGAAAGACAAAUGUAAAUCAGAGGAAAAUAUUUCUUUUUUUUUUUUUUUCCUUUUUUUUUUUUUCUUUUUUUUUUU
This is a messenger RNA of Hyla sarda, 3997 nucleotides long. It is a transcript of the gene CACHD1, whose product is annotated as cache domain containing 1. Bases 16 to 3720 code for a protein of 1234 amino acids. Lineage: Eukaryota; Metazoa; Chordata; Amphibia; Anura; Hylidae. Gene Ontology annotation, molecular function: voltage-gated calcium channel activity. The record is from RefSeq and is a predicted model, not a curated record. Gene Ontology annotation, cellular component: voltage-gated calcium channel complex. The transcript has 27 exons.